CGGAAACCGAACUUUUCAUGCUUACUUUACUUUCUCCUCCUGUUCAGCUUCUAGUACACACCCGAUGAAGGGUGUUUUAGUAAAUCACAAACUUGUGAUUCCAAAACCUUCUAGCCCACUCAGAAAGUUUGCAGUUACAGCAUAUAAAUACGUCACCGUCGUCGGCGAAUAAGUUCAGUCAUCAGAAAAAUAAAGAACCAUGGCAAACCUCGAAUCGGAUUCCAUCUUCUCUAAAACCUCAUCUCCUCUCCCAGACGACACCGUUUUCUUCUCAAUCUUCCCCGACUCCUCCUCCUCCGCCUCUCUCCAAUCACUCCACCUCCAAAUCAACGACUUCCUCUCCCCCUUCACUUCCCCUUACAUCUGGCAACACGACCCCUUCUCCCUCUCAAUCUCCCUCUCCACCCUCUCCCCCUCGUGCCCCUGCACCGACGCCACUCCCAUCCCUCACCUCCACGGAAAACUCAAAUACGGCGAUAACCUAGAAGACGAAUGGUUCGCCGUCUUCCUCCUCCUCCGCAUCUCCGCCUCCUUCCCUUCCACCUCACUCCGCGUCUGGGACACCGACGGCGAGUUUCUCCUCAUCGAAUCCGCCUUCCUCCUCCCCCGCUGGCUCAACCCCGAAACCAGCCGCGACCGCGUCUUCCUCCGCGCCGGCGACCUCCACAUCGUCCCCCGUAACCGUCUCCCCAAUCCUUCCUUACUCGAUUCCUUACGGUUUCUUAAAUCCGGGGCCUCCGAAUCAUCUCGCGCAUCGGAUCCGGUUCAAUCGGCGUUGAAGAACCGGGUUUCCGGUUAUCCCGAACGAGCGUGGAGGAGUAUGCAUCGCGUUAGGGUUAAGCUCCCCGUUACUGUAGCGCACGUGCUUAGUCACGAGCCUUCAUUAAUCUCUUUAGCCGUUGAGAGGUUCUACGACCGUGACGUGGAUUUAAUGAAGCACGUGACGAGGAUGGAGAAGUUUUUGAGUAGACGGGAGUUUGUGGUUGUUGUUGUUAAGAUGUCACGUGCGAUGUACGGUCAGUUGAUACAGCAGAAGUUUCAGGCGCCGAGUUGUUAUCCGAUGCCGAGUGUUGGAGAUAAGGAGGGUUUUGGUGAAGCUGAGAUUGGGAUGAAGAUUGCUUGUGGGAUGGAGAUGAUGUAUCAGGAGAGGAAGAAGGAAGGUGGGGAAGGUGGGAGAGGGAGAGGGAGAGGGUUUGGUUGGAGUAAGUAUAAGGAGAGUCUUGAGAAGAGUGGCUAUUUUGAAGGUUUGGUUUGUGGGUCUAAAGAGUAUAAGAGGUUGUUGGAGAAUGCUGAGGUGUAUUAUCAGAAGAGUUCAUCUUUUUCAAGAACAAGAGAGGUUAUGAGUGAGCCUGUGAGACGUAUUGAUGAGAUUCUUGCUAUGCCUUACUCGGAGGAUGAUUUCAAGGGUCAGGAAGUUGGUGUUUCUGAUGAUGAUUCUUGGCUUUACGAUGGUGAGGAUGAGUUGAACUCUGUUCUUGAAGAGAGGCAGAAGGAGAUGGAGUUUUAUAACGCGAAGAAGGAGAGGAAACAGAAGGGGAAGGAGAAGGAGAAGGAAGAAGGUGGGAGCUCGGGUGAUGGAAAUGUGAAUAAUUUUGAUCUUGGUGAUAUCUCAAAGUCUAUGGAACAGUUUAUUCAGAAGGUGUCGAGUUACAAAGGAGCAGAAGUGCCAGAAAACAGGGAAUUUAAAGAAGUGAAUCUUGAUGUCGACCGUUUCAUGAAAGAUAUUGAGUCGAUGUUAGGAGGUCAAGAACAAGGUGAUGAUGAUGAGAGUGAUGGCUCAGAAGGAUCUUCCAUGGACAUGGAUUUUGAAGAUGAUAGCGAAGGAGAAGAUCCUAACGAUGAUGAUGAUGAGAAGGAAGCCUUUAUGGAGUCAUACUCUGGAGCAAUGAAUGAGGAGCUUAAGAACUCAACUCUUGACAAGAGCUUUGAACAUGUGAAUCAACCUUCUUCUAAGCAAAACGGGGAAUCAUCAAAGACUUCAGAAGAUGAUGAUGAAUUCACACCAGUUGAUGCAGAUUUCAACCUGGUUAAGAACUUACUUGAAUCCUACUCUUCACAACAAGGUCUUCCUGGUCCUGCUUCCAAUUUACUCGGCCUCAUGGGUUUGCAGCUCCCAAAGGACUCCAACGACAAGUAG
Molecule: messenger RNA, 2137 nt
Organism: Eruca vesicaria subsp. sativa (arugula)
Lineage: Eukaryota; Viridiplantae; Streptophyta; Magnoliopsida; Brassicales; Brassicaceae
Source: the annotation of a GenBank genome assembly